AUGCCUACAUCCCCCACGUCUACACCCCCCACGCCUACACCCCCCACGCCUACAUCCCCCACACCUACAUCCCCCACGCCUACAUCCCCCACACCUGCAUCCCCCAUGCCUACACUACCCCCCACGCCUACAUCCCCCAUGCCUACAUCCCCCACGCCUACAUCCCUCACGCCUACAUCCCCCACGCCUACAUCCCCCACGCCUACAUCCCCCACGCCUACAUCACUCACGCCUACAUCCCCCACGCCUACAUCCCUCACGCCAACAUCCCCCACGCCUACAUCCCCCACGCCAACAUCCCCCACGCCUACAUCCCCCACGCCUACACCCCCCCACGCCUACAUCCCCCACGCCUACAUCCCCCACGCUUACAUCCCCCACACCUACAUCCCCCACGCCUACGUCCCCCACGCCUACAUCCCCCACGCCUACAUCCCCCACGCCUACAUCCCCCAAGCCUACAUCCCCCACGCCUACAUCUCUCACGCCAACAUCCCCCACGCCUACAUCCCCCACGCCAACAUCCCCCACGCCUACAUCCCCCACGCCUACACCCCCCACGCCUACAUCCCCCACGCCUACAUCCCCCACGCCUACAUCCCCCACGCCUACAUCCCCCACGCCUACAUCCCCCACGCCUACAUCCCCCACGCCUACAUCCCCCACGCCUACAUCCCCCACGCCUACAUCCCCCACGCCUACACCCCCCACGCCUACAUCCCCCACGCCUACAUCCCCCACGCCUACACCCCCCACGCCUACAUCCCCCACGCCUACAUCCCCCACGCCUACAUCCCCCACGCCUACAUCCCCCACGCCAACAUCCCCCACGCCUACAUCCCCCACGCCUACAUCCCCCACGCCAACAUCCCCCACGCCUACAUCCCCCACGCCUACAUCCUCCACGCCUACAUCCCCCACGCCUACAUCCCCCAUGCCAACAUCCCCCACGCCUACAUCCCCAACGCCUACAUAGCCACACCUACAUCCCCCACGCCUACAUCCCCCACGCCUACAUUCCCCACGCCUACAUCCCCCACGCCAACAUCCCAAACGCCUACAUCCCCCACGCCUACAUCCCCCACGCCUACAUCCCCCACGCCUACAUCCCCCACGCAAACAUCCCCCACGCCUACAUCCCCCACGCCUACAUCCCCACACCUACAUCCCCCACGCCUACAUCCCCUACGCCUACAUCCCUCACGCCUACAUCCUCUCACCUACAUCCCCCACACCUACAUCCCCCACGCCUACAUCCCCCACGCCAACAUUCCCCACGCCUACAUCCCCCACGCCUACAUCCCCCACGCCUACAUCCCCCACGCAUACAUCCCCCACGCCUACAUCCCCCACACCUACAUCCCCCACGCCUACAUCCCCCACGUCUACUUCCCCCACGCCUACAUCCCCCACGCCUACAUCCCCCACGCCUACAUCCCCCACCCCUACAUCCCCCACGCCUACAUCCCCCACGCCUACAUCCCCCACGCCUACAUCCCCCGCGCCUACAUCCCCCACGCCUACAUCCCCCACGCCUACAUCCCCACGCCUACAUCCCCCACACCUACAUCCCCCACGCCUACAUCCCCCACGCCUACAUCCCCCACACCUACAUCCCCCACGCCUACAGUCCCACGCCUACAUCCCCACACCUACAUCCCCCACGCCUACAUCCCCCACACCUACAUCCCCCUCACCUACAUCCCCACGCCUACAUCCCCCACGCCAACAUCCAAUGCCUACAUCCCCCACGCCUACAUCCCCCACGCCUACAUCCCCCACGCCUACAUCCCCCACGCCUACAUCCCCCACACCUACAUCCCCCACGCCUUCAUCCCCCACGCCUACAUCCCCCACGCCUACAUCCCCACGCCUACAUCCCCCACACCUAAAUCCCCCACGCCUUCAUCCCCCACGCCUACACGCCUACAUCCCCCACGCCUACAUCCCCACGCCUACAUCCCCCACACCUACAUCCCCCACGCCUACAUCCCCCACGCCUACAUCCCCCACACCUACAUCCCCCACGCCUACAUUCCCACGCCUACAUCCCCACACCUACAUCCCCCACGCCUACAUCCCCCACACCUACAUCCCCCACACCUACAUCCCCACGCCUACAUCCCCCACGCCAACAACCAAUGCCUACAUCCCCCACGCCUACAUCCCCCACGCCUACAUCCCCCACGCCUACAUCCCCCACUCCUACAUCCCCCACACCUACAUCCCCCACGCCUUCAUCCCCCACGCCUACAUCCCCCACGCCUACAUCCCCCACGCCAACAUCCAACGCCUACAUCCCCCACGCCUACAUCCCCCACGCCUACAUCCCCCACGCCUACAUCCCCCACACCUACAUCCCCCACGCCUUCAUCCCUCACGCCUACAUCCCCCACACCUACAUCCCCCACACCUACAUCCCCACGCCUACAUCCCCCACGCCAACAUCAAACGCCUACAUCCCCCACGCCUACAUCCCCCACGCCUACAUCCCCCACACCUACAUCCCCCACGCCUACAUCCCCCACGCCUACAUCCCCCACACCUACUUCCCCCACGCCUACAUCCCCCGCCUACAUCCCCCACACCUACUUCCCUCACGCCUACAUCCCCUGCCUACAUCCCCCACACCUACUUCCCCCACGCCUACAUCCCCCACACCUACUUCCCCCACACCUACAUCCCCCACACCUACUUCCCCCACGCCUACAUCCCCCACGCCUACUUCCCCCACGCCUACAUCCCCCACACCUACUUCCCCCACGCCUACCUCCCCCGCCUACAUCCCCCACACCUACUUCCCCCACGCCUACAUCCCCCACGCCUACAUCCCCACGCCUACAUCCCCACACCUACAUCCCCCACGCCUACAUCCCCCACGCCUACAUCCCCCACACCUACAUCCCCCACGCCUACAUCCCCCACGCCUACAUCCCCCGCCUACAUCCCCCACACCUACUUCCCCCACACCUACAUCCCCCACACCUACAUCCCCCACGCCUACAUCCCCCGCCUACAUCCCCCACACCUACAUCCCCCACACCUACAUCCUCCACACUUACAUCCCCCACGCCUACAUCCCCCACGCCUACAUCCCCCACACCUACAUCCCCCACACCUACGUCCCCCACACCUACAUCCCCCACACCUACAUCCCCCACACCUACAUCCCCCACGCCUACAUCCCCCCGCCUACAUCCCGACGCCUACAUCCCCCACACCUACAUCCCCCAUACCUACAUCCCCCACGCCUACAUCCCCCACACCUACAUCCCCCCGCCUACAUCCCGACAACUUCACUCAACUUCUGUAGAUGAUAGUGAACUUGAGGAUGUUGUAAAUGACUUAGCCCAGUAUGAAGAAGAUAUACGG
Molecule: messenger RNA, 3372 nt
Organism: Procambarus clarkii (red swamp crayfish)
Lineage: Eukaryota; Metazoa; Arthropoda; Malacostraca; Decapoda; Cambaridae
Source: RefSeq, a predicted model, not a curated record